This is a messenger RNA of Symbiodinium natans, 4464 nucleotides long. NCBI's taxonomy places the organism in Eukaryota, Dinophyceae, Suessiales, Symbiodiniaceae. The record is from the annotation of a GenBank genome assembly.
AUGCAAUGGUGUGUACUUUGUGCGAAGUGGUUUUGGAUGUCCCUCGGUUUCCACUUGCCACAGUUGCGCAACAUCUCAAACAUGUUCUUUGUCCCGUACAGUGUCCCACUUGGCUCGAGCCAUUUCGGUUACACACUUGUCCUACUUGCGUCCAACUGGUGCUGGUCGUACCAGGAAAGCAUCAUGGGGAAGCAUGGCCGCUUCGGAUGGACCUUGUGGAUCUGCGUGGUCUUAGCCGAGGGGGGGAGCCCAAGGAAGGCCCCACAGGCCCGGAUGGCCCAGCAGGAUGACUUUGAGCUGUGCGCGCACCGUGCGCACAUUGCCCACGCGAGGGUGCCAGGGGUGCCAAGGUCGAGUUUGGUGUCCACAACGUCUUACAUCACAAGUGGUUGUGAGCCGGGAACCCAAAUCCCCAUCGUCACCGAGAGCCAAUGUGCACAGGACCCGGCCGCUUGUGAAGGCUUCUGUUGCCCUGCACAGGCCCUUUGGUGUGCCGGUUGUGGCAAUGCCUCGCAGGCAGGCUGCCACGACUGCGCGGGAGGCUUCGUCAACCUUGACGAAACAGGCAGCCCAGCAAAUACUCGUUGCGAAGCCUGCAUGGACACCCCAGGCUGGGUGAAUAAGGCAGGGCAAUCCUGUGUGCAACUGGAGACUUCUGAUUGCACAGAUGAAGAGUAUCAUUUCCUCUCUGCAAACAUGGCAUGUUGCCAGUGUGGUGGGGGGCAUCGUCAAGCAACGACUUUCACAUACUUCACCAGGACAUUGGUGUUGGGUGAAAGACCGAGCGACACCCUUGGCCACCCUGUUCCGCGGACGGCGGCCCAUUACUCUGUGAAUGCAGAUUGCCCGCUUCUGGACCACAACUUGACACUGAAUGCAUCCACUGGCCAGGUGGAGCUUUCUGGGUCCUGCGAGACGGUGGGCUGCGGCUCUGAUGAGCCAUUCACCGUGAGCUGCCUCGUCACUGCUCACCAAAGUGAGGUCCUAAACUUUACUUCGAACCUUGUAGUGCAUGCAAGCAAGCUCGUCUACGGCUCGGACAACAUUUUGCUUGUUCCACGAGGGUCAGGCGUAGCAACGUUUGACCCUCAAUCCAGUUUCGGAAUGGUAGGUGGUGACGCGUUCUCCAUGGCUUGCGUGCCGUCAGCAGAGACCCCAUGGUUGAGCUUCGAUGCUGGAAACGGCACAAUACGAAUAGCGCCCGACUUAGCACCGAACAAUACAUACGGCAUCACGGACAUUAACGUCCCAGGUCUUGCCUUGAGUCAUGGCAGCGGGCUGCACUGUCAAGUGGUGGGAAGAAUUUCUCAGACACAGCCCGUCGAAGCCUCGCUGCUUAUCUUGGUGCCAACGCCUUGGUCGUCUGUUGCUUGGACGAAUCCACACAUUCGACAGACCAUAGGUGUGGAGGCACCGCCAACAAUCCCAUCAGAUGCUUCGAAGCGACAGUGGAGCCUCCCUCCCACAAGCUUCACAGCAGCAUGCACCUGUGAUGUUGAAGAUGUGGUCUUCGCAUUUGAUGUGCUGACUGGCCAAGCAACACUUGAUGGUCAUGACGUUUUCGCUUUGGAGCCCACAAGUGGCAUUGUGCUGCCGAAUGGGAACUCAAGCUUGUCUUACCUUCUGGACAAAGGCGAUGCCAAUCGCCACAGCCUAAGCUUGAGCUGCGUCGUAUUUGGCCACUAUGACUGGCAAGUCGGGCGUCGAAUCACAGUCAAGGGCAACCUUUCAGUCCAGAUAAAUGAUGACACAUGUUGGAAGCCAUUGGUCUCAAGCGCAUGGCGAGUGGCGGAGCAGGUGGAAGCUGAGAGUUGCAAAUCCGAAUGCCGGAGGAGGGCCAACUGUUCGCAUUUCACAGUCGACGGUGAGACAUGCUUGUUUCUGAGUGCUCGUUGCAAUGCCCUCUCUGGUUGCCAAGUGUAUGCGAAUGUCACUGAAAAGAUUCCCCGGUGCUCUGAGCGCGUGACUUGCCUCCACUUCAAUGUGGACAACCAGUUUUAUGCUGGCACCUAUUGCCCAGCCAUUGCCGACAGCAACGGUGAUGCAAUCUAUUUGCACGAUGGGGUCACGCAGCGGGAUGCUCAUUAUUUGGUGCCUUUUCGACAAAGCCAGUACAACAUCACCAACAUCACCUGUGAAGACGGCAGCUUCGUUCUCAAAAGCUCAGAUCCAUCCGACGACUUUCUGGACCCAGAUGUGAACAAUUCUCGCCUGGAGCUGCACGGGAAGGAUCUCGCAUGCAUCAAAGGAACAGCAGCAGGGGAGUUGCUUGCGCUCGUCUUUAGCCACGGUAGGCAGCUGGUGUCCAUUGCUUCCCACAGCUUCGUAGGGGCCAAUGCUUCGUUUCUCGAGCUCGAUGGUGGAGAAUGCAGCGCGCCAAAUCUGACCUCCAACACCAUCGACGGUGACCCUGGAGCCAAUGGAGAGUUUUCAGCUGUUAUCGUGGAUGAUGUCUCGACGGUCGAACCAGCUGAUUUCUCCUUGCAUCCCUGUGAAUGCCUUCCGCCAGCGUGGGAAUCAGAAGCCCAGGAAGAAAGCUCAGCAGAGCACAAAGUGCAGCAGUUCCUGAUCGCUCAAGGUGCUUACACUUGCAACCAGGUUGACUUGCUGCAAUUCUUUCAGCUGGAUGAUCGGGAAAUCCCGCUCGACCUUUGUGCUGCAUCUUGCCGGGCCCUUGAGGACUGCAACUUUUUCUGGGCGGGUGCAGCUUCGGGGGCAUCGCAGUGCAAGCUGUACAGGGAGUGCCGCUUCCUGGUGCGAGAGGUUGGGGCAGAAGGAAGCCUCUACGGCAUGCCACCAUCCAGGGAGAUGUGCAGGAAGUCUGAUCCCGAGGCGUGCUGGUCCACAACCGUGCGACGCCGGAUGCUCGGAGCCUCCGUCUCCUCCAUUCUUCAGCCAGGGGGCCGCUGUGUAUUCCAAGAGCAGCUGGAACACUGCGACUGGCAGCUUCUCAUCGGUGGCACUGGCAUCCAGGAGUGUGGGAAGUGUGACUACGCCUUUGCAGAUUCGCACUCUUGGCGGCACAAGAAGCCUCUCCAAGGGCCCUUCAGGCCGGGGACCACGUUGGAGCUUUCAUGCUGGCAUGAGUAUUACAGCGCGGUCCCAGGGGACAAUGAGGAAGGAGCUCUACAACGAGCGCAGAAUCAGCUGACCUGCCUUGGUGGUGAGUGGAUCGCUGAAACUUCGAGUUUUGCAUGCGCAGCUUGCGUGCAGCUGGUCCGGGCUCCCUACGCAGCCCUUCAGGAUGCCGAGAAGCAGGAGUUGUACUUUGCCGCACGCCAUGAGAUGCAGUUCCUUAUAGAUACCAAGACUAGCCACAUGCUCGAUCGGCAUGGCAAACUUGUGGCGGCUAGCUUAAACGAGAGGCGUUGGCUGGGAAGCGUAAUGCUGCAUGAUCCACAUGAAAACCGUUCGUGGCUGGCUGGCGCCAGCGCAUUCCUGUCAUCCAGAGAUGUGCUCUCGAGUUACCAGCAUUUCUCUGUGGAUUCCACUGCUAGUGAGGCUGGAGUUACCUUUCGGGUGUUGGCGCCGCAAGGCGAUGAGCUGAGUGGAAAGUGCUUUUGGCCCGAAGAUUUUUCUCCGAGGGUUGCAGGCCAUGUUGGCUUUGGAGAUUGUGCAGAUGAUAACGCGAGGUGGUGUGUUAGCCCAGAAGGCCUAUGGAGCUCCAAGUCAGGUGCAUUGUGCUUGCAGACCACCGAAGAGGGGCGGGAAGUUGGCGUGUCCCUUUGCUCUUGGGAUAGGGCCACAAGAUACGUGACGGAGGCCGUAGGGAGUGCGAGUUCCAUCCAGCUGGAGGUAGCAGAGGAGCUAGGUUUUGCGGAGGAACUCAUCCCGGAAUCUGCUGAAGAUGAGACAGAGGACGUGGCAGCGCAGCUUUGUAUCAAGACAGUGAAGCGCACAAUGCCGCGUGUUCCCAUUGGCUUCGUCCUUGAGUCCGGGGAGGAAGCUGCCUGCCUGGGCACGGUGUUGGAGAUUGAAGGUGCUGUUGAUUCUGACUGUCCCAUUGAUUCCACAGAGGGAUGCUUGGAACACUGCGCCAUUCACUGUUGGCUUCACCAGAAGUGUGCUGGCUUCUCCCACUCUUGGUUCUUUGACGGAAAUUACAAGCCAUGCACCUUCUACGAAAACAUCAGCGAUACAGAGUCUGAGGCGGGCAGCGUUUGCGUGAGCAAGAUACCGAAGCAAGCUCCAAAGCUGUGCCACGUGCCAAAAGAGAAAGCCAGCACAGGAGGCUUUCUGUUACAUAUUCCAGACCCUAAAGAUGGACAAGUGUGGAGACUCGAGUCUUCUGAAAAGCGCUCGCAGUGCUUGUCAGUCGAUGGAGGAGAGUUUGUUUCGGAGACCUGCUCCGAUGGAAGGAAGCAGAUGCUGGAUAUCCCUGAGCUUACCAAGUUCGUGACGGUGAGUCUGCUGGACGCGUACACCGCGCAUGCGCCUGAGCGGAGCAGGAGUUCGUUGGAUUGA